Molecule: messenger RNA, 1317 nt
Organism: Aureobasidium subglaciale EXF-2481
Lineage: Eukaryota; Fungi; Ascomycota; Dothideomycetes; Dothideales; Saccotheciaceae
Exons: 4
Source: RefSeq, a predicted model, not a curated record
GGAUAUUCGUAUACCCGGUACUACAAAGCUCUGAUAUUGAGGAAGAUGGAACAUGCCUUUGCGCCUGGCGACCCAGUCUUGGAGCUUGCUGCAAUGUCCAAGAGUGAAGACGGCCAUCGCGAACACUGGAUAAUCCGUGACGAGCAGGCAAAACUCGACGCAAUCGUCUCCGGUGAGCUCCGAGGUCAAUAUUAUCUACUAGUGGGCGAGAAAGGAACCGGGAAAAGCUCUAUGCUUAUUGAUGCCAUGGCUAAGAUAGACGGCGAGGGAGUGGCCAUGUUCGAUUGUCAUUCUGACUUGGAAAUCUUCCGCGUACGUCUGGGUAAAGCUCUCGAUUUCGAGUAUCACGAAGACAAUAUUGGGUCGCUCUUUUCGAUUCGUGGGCCUCGCGAUGCCUCUGCUUUACUCGACAUAGAGAGAGCAUUCAACAAACUGGAAAAGGUGGCGUUACGUCGAAGAGCAACUGUUGGGCGGCCAUUGAUCAUUAUCAUUAAUAACAUGCACUUGUUGCGAGAUGAUGAAGACGGGCGUGAUCUUCUUGAAUUGCUGCAGCAGAGAGCUGAACAAUGGGCUGCUAGCAACCUGGCCACAAUAAUUUUCAAUAGUGACGACUACUGGGUCUAUGAGAGGCUGAAGCAAUUGGCCACACGCAUGGUCGUGAUGCCUGUCCCAGAUCUGCCCCGGGACAAAGCAAUAAUGGCCUUGCGGAACUAUCGUGCAAGAUAUCACGGCGAUAAAGUCCUCGACUCCGAGAUCCUAGAACAGGUCUACCAAAAAGUCGGAGGGAGACUAGCUUUCCUCAAUCGAGUCGCCAAAUCCCCGAACAUGCUCCAAACAUGCGAGGACAUCUGCCGAGCAGAAAAGACCUGGCUCCUGUCGCAAACCUGGAUUUUGGGUGAAGAGAUGGAUGAUGAUGUUAUGGAUCAGCAGAAAUAUGCGUCAGCUGCGAUGGUGUUGGCAAAAGCUUUGGUGGAAAAGGAGAAGGAAGACAACUUGGAGUACGAUGUUGAGAAGGGUCACAUGCUGCCAGAAAUACCCUUGCACAAAGCAAGACAGAUCAUGACCCGUGCCGACUUCAUUCAAAGUUACGAUGCCAUCAACAUAUUCACCAUUGACAGCAAAGCUAUGGUAAGGGCCGACUCUGUGCCCAUGAUGAAUGCAUUCCGAGAGAUCUGCGCCCUCGAGGGCUUCGACGAAUACCUGGAGGCAACUCUAGAUCGUAUCUCAGCCAUCGAAAGCUUGGGACGUACACGCGAGCUUACGAUCAAGGAUCUAUGGGUGAGUCCGUCUGAAUAUAUCGUACCAAUCAAGCUCUGA